Molecule: messenger RNA, 1875 nt
Organism: Panicum virgatum (switchgrass)
Lineage: Eukaryota; Viridiplantae; Streptophyta; Magnoliopsida; Poales; Poaceae
Product: DNA-binding protein HEXBP-like
Exons: 2
Coding region: 542-1750 (402 amino acids)
Biological process (GO): positive regulation of cytoplasmic translation
Cellular component (GO): cytoplasm
Molecular function (GO): mRNA binding; zinc ion binding; single-stranded RNA binding
Source: RefSeq, a predicted model, not a curated record
GAAAGAAGAGAAACUCAAAGCGCCUCUCAUGCACAAAGAGGAAUCAGUGACCUUCAACUGUGGCCGGCCCACGCGCCCCUUCCUUCCCUCCCCCGGCCCAACCCAGGCUCCGUCUCCAGCUCCCUGCCUCUCUCCCGUGUCCUAAUCCCCAUCCGAAAUUCAAUCCCAGCCGGCAACCCUAGCUCUAGCGGCGGCGGCGGCACAGGGGCGGAGCCGCUAAGGCUGGGGGCCGGAGAGGCCGCGCACUCGCGCCGCGCAGGUGCAACCGCGUAGGAGCGAACGCCUGCUGCUGCUCUCUGCUGCCCUGCUCGGCGCCUUGGCGGGCGGCGGCCAGGUGCAGUGCAGGGCACUUGUGCAGCAGCGCAGGCACCAGGGGGCGGGCGGCCACUCGGCCAGCCGGCAAGGGGCAGCCGGCGGCGAGGCGACGACCAGCGGCGCUGCGUAUCAAUUACUAGGUGGUACACUGUAAUCAACAAGCUAUUGCCCCUAUCACUCCAUAACCAGCAAUAAUGCAUCUUUUUGAGCCACAGAAACAAAACUGAUGCAUGCAAUGUCUCAAACUCCAAACAGUAAGUAUAAUGAUAAUAGUGCUUCUGGAGUUGCUGCCCAGGCAACGCAUCCACAAUCUCAUAGUGUUAAAUUGAUGAACAUCGGGCCACUUACUUUCUCAAGUUUACAAGAGUCAAUGAGAGCUGAUGAUUUGCUUCGCAAAGGCAAAAGGCGGAAGACAACUACACAGGCCGUUCAAGUAAACCUCAAUGAUCAGCAUGAAAUAGAAAAUACACAUCUAACCGAGCUAUCUUGUUCUGACUAUGCCUGCCAAUAUGAUAAGGACAGACUAACGGGGAAGGUCACCUGCAUGGUGUGUGGUGAAGAAGGGCAUUACACUUGUGAUUGCUCCAUGAAGGAUCAAGAGGAAAAAGUGAUGUGCACUAUUUGCAACAGGGCUGGCCAUUGUCAUUUAUGGUGUUGCCGACAGAAUGUGUCGGAGAAUCGUGCUUGCCAUCGUUGUGGUGAAAAAGGACACUACACUAUGAAGAAGCUCAGUUGCUGUGGUGAAAAGUGCAGUCAUAAUAAGGAUAUCAGUUGCUCCAGUUGUGAUAUGAACCAUCAACUUGGAAAAUGUCCUAUGGGAGACAUUACAUGUUUCAUUUGUGAAGGCAAAGACCAUGUGCCUGCACAAUGCCGCUUGAGUCCAGUGCUCACUGCAGUAACUCAGUAUCAUCGAGAAAGUUUCCGUGCCACUCUGAAAAAGGCAAUGACAGAAAUGAGGAGAACAUUAACACCAGUUAAACCAUCUGGAGAAUUUCCACAUGAUGAAGAAGUACCCAAGGUCUCAAACUUCAGUAGUAGUGGGGAUGGCCAUUCUGAGAGGAAUAACACCAUCAGAAGUGAGGUACCAGACUCUGACGAUACCAGCCAUGCUACAAUGAUGGACAAGGCAGUAGCACUAGUUUCAAAGUCAACGUGCCUCAGCUGUCAUGAAGAAGGACACUGUGCAAAUAAAUGCCCUAGAAAGAAGCCUUCUGGAGAAUUAGAACUAGAUGUCACCUGUGGCAAGAAAAAGCUAUCCGAAGAAUUGGGUCUCUGUGAUAUCACCUGUUUCAUAUGCCAUGACAAAGGCCACAAAUCAUAUAGCUGCCCCAAGCAGAAACCACCUGGAGAAUUGGUGCCAUGUGAUGAUAGCCAUGAAUGCCAAUUUAAGGGAGGCAGUGAAACGGCAGUACGGCACCUGAAGUCUCAAGAUUAAGUCAUGGUGAGGAAGACCAUUGUUAUGGGAAGAGCCCCAUCAGAAGAGCCUCGACUUUUUUCGAGCUUUCUUCGAAAUCAAUAUAUUCGUAUUUAUUUUAGUCUCCCGCGUUGUUUGAUAUGCAA